AUGUACAUGCGGUGGAGCCUUGUGUGCCGCUCCUGUUUGCUUCUCUUUCCUCCAUCUGUGUGUGUUGGUGUUGUGGCAGGGCUGUGUGUGUGUGUGUCUGUUGCCGUGGAUUGGAGUGUGUGUUGUGCGUGGUGUGCGGCGUACGGUGCAUGCCUGGCUGCUGCCCUCUCCUCAUGUGGUUUGCCCUCUGUGUGUGUCUGCCGCACCUCUCGUCUCCCCUGUUGCUCUCCAUGUCCCUCACCGUGCAGAUCAGCUCCACACCACCGAACGACCACACUCACGAUGACGACGUGCCGUCUGCUGUGCGCCCUGUUGGUGCUUGCCCUGUGCUGCUGCCCGUCUGUGUGCGUGACAGGGACUGGUAAAGAACAAGGUGGGGUCAACGGUUCAACGGCUGCUCAGCCACCGGGAGCAAGUGUUCCAGGACCCGGUGGGACAGGGUCGCGAAGUACGUCCAGUACUGCACAGACGCAAAGUGUGAACCCCACAUCACAAGCAUCAAGUGCGGGAACCGGUGUACGAGGGAGUCCAGAUACAGAAAGUCUGGAGUCUAUUCCAAAAGAGGAACAGGCAGCAGGUGGGUCCGAUGGGUCAGGGUCGUCAGGUGGGUCGGUUAACCCAACUGCAGCAUCAAGCUCCGUGACCGGUACGGUACCGGCAAAAAGUCAGAAGGAACAUGCGCCAACAACAACAACCACUACUACGACAAAAGCACCAACUACCACCACCACUACGACGACGGAGGCGCCAACCACAACGACCACCCGCGCACCGUCACGUCUUCGCGAAAUCGACGGCAGCCUCAGCAGCUCUGCGUGGGUGUGUGCCCCGCUGCUGCUCGCCGUAUCCGCGCUGGCGUACACCGCUCUGGGCUGA
This is a messenger RNA of Trypanosoma cruzi, 876 nucleotides long. Its product is annotated as mucin TcMUCII, putative. Bases 1 to 876 code for a protein of 291 amino acids. The transcript has a single exon. Lineage: Eukaryota; Euglenozoa; Kinetoplastea; Trypanosomatida; Trypanosomatidae. The record is from RefSeq and is a predicted model, not a curated record.